CUUACUUUAAUGACUAUCAAACGUCAAGCAUUAAAAGAUGCGGUGAAAUCGCUGGUUUAAAGGUAUUACGUAUAAUUAAUGAAGCAACCUCGGCAGCUAUUGCUUAUGGUUUAAAUAAGAAAGCCUGUGGUGAACGAAACGUUAUUGUCUAUGAUUUAGGUGGUAGAUCUUUUGAUAUCUCCCUCCUAAAUAUCGAAGGAGGAAUUUUUGAAGUAUAUCUGUUGCUUAUUGGCGAUGAAGAUUUCAACAAUCGACUUGUACUGACAGCUUGUGAACGUGCAAAGCGUGAACUUUCAUCAUCAUUAAAAGCUUUCAUAGAAAUAGAUUCCCUCUACGAGGGUAUCGAUUUUUAUACCUCAUUAACACGUGCAAAAUUUGAAGGAUUGAAUCAAAGACUUUUGUGGUUCAAUAUGAAUUCUGAAUUUUUCAAUGGUAAAGAACUAAACAAAUCUAUUAAUCCUGUUGAAACCAUGGCCUAUGGUGCCGCCAUUCAAGCUGCAAUUUUAUCUAGUGAUACUUCUAAAAAAAACCAAAGAUAUCUUUUAUUCGAUGUCGUUGCUUUAUCUCUUGAAUUUGAAAAUCAAUCAGAAAUACUUAUUAACGUUUAUGAAGGAGAAAGUGCCCGUGUAAAGGAUAACAACUUGCUCGGAAAAUUCGAAUUGACUAGAAUUCCAUCAGCACAAAAGGUGUCCGCUGUUGAUAAAAAACUGGAAGAUCGAAGAAAACCAUCACGAAUAACAAAGUAG
Molecule: messenger RNA, 746 nt
Organism: Funneliformis mosseae
Lineage: Eukaryota; Fungi; Glomeromycota; Glomeromycetes; Glomerales; Glomeraceae
Source: the annotation of a GenBank genome assembly